Molecule: messenger RNA, 3658 nt
Organism: Archocentrus centrarchus (flier cichlid)
Lineage: Eukaryota; Metazoa; Chordata; Actinopteri; Cichliformes; Cichlidae
Gene: mtrex
Product: Mtr4 exosome RNA helicase
Exons: 27
Coding region: 34-3141 (1035 amino acids)
Biological process (GO): RNA catabolic process; maturation of 5.8S rRNA
Cellular component (GO): nucleus
Molecular function (GO): RNA binding; ATP binding; RNA helicase activity
Source: RefSeq, a predicted model, not a curated record
UUGUAUUGUGGGAAGUGUGUGCCCCUAACAAACAUGGCGGACUCUUUCGGAGAGGGUUUGUUCAGCGUGUUUGACGAUGAGCAACAAACUGCGACAAGUAAAAAAGUACCGGCUUGUGUGUCUACAGAAACGGGGAAAACUGCAGCCAAAAACGACACAGACAGAGAUGCUGGUCCGUCUGCCCGAGUUAAGAGAGAGGCAGACAGUGACGGUGGAGAGGAGGUGGUGUUUGCGAAGAAACCUCGACAUGAGGCAGUCUCGGCUAAUGAACUGAAUCUUGCAGAAUUUAUGCCUCAGGUAAAAGUGGAGCAGGUUGAAACAGUGGAAGGAUGCUCACACGAGGUUGCUCUUCCAGCCAGUGAAGAAUAUAAACCUCUGAAACCACGAGUGGGAAAAGCAGCCAAGGAGUACCCUUUCGUUCUCGAUCCUUUCCAGCGGGAGGCCAUUUUGUGUAUUGACAACAACCAGUCUGUGCUUGUGUCUGCACACACCUCUGCAGGGAAGACUGUUUGUGCUGAAUAUGCCAUUGCACUUGCUCUCAGAGAGAAGCAGAGAGUGAUCUUCACCAGCCCCAUCAAGGCCCUCUCCAACCAGAAGUACAGAGAGAUGUACGAAGAGUUUCAAGAUGUGGGACUGAUGACCGGUGACGUCACCAUCAACCCCACCGCCUCUUGCCUCGUCAUGACAACAGAGAUUUUGAGGAGCAUGCUGUACCGAGGCUCUGAGAUCAUGAGGGAAGUGGCGUGGGUCAUCUUCGAUGAGAUCCAUUACAUGAGGGACACGGAGCGUGGUGUGGUGUGGGAGGAGACCAUCAUUCUUCUUCCCGAUAAUGUGCAUUAUGUUUUCCUGUCAGCCACCAUCCCUAAUGCCAAACAGUUUGCUGAGUGGAUUUGUCACUUACACAAGCAGCCGUGCCAUGUGGUCUACACAGACUACCGCCCCACUCCGCUGCAACACUAUAUCUUCCCAGCAGGGGGUGAUGGACUCCACCUGGUGGUUGAUGAGAAUGGAGACUUCAGGGAGGACAAUUUCAACACAGCUAUGCAGGUGCUGAGAGAUGCUGGGGAUCCCGGGACUGGAGGUGCCAAGUGGGACCCAAAAGGAAGGAAAGGAGGCACUAAAGGCCCAUCCAGUGUGUUCAAGAUAGUGAAGAUGAUCAUGGAGAGGAACUUCCAGCCAGUCAUUAUUUUCAGCUUCAGUAAGAAAGAGUGUGAGGCCUACGCUCUGCAGGUGGCCAAACUGGACUUUAACAGGGAUGAUGAGAAACGUCUGGUAGAAGAGGUUUUCAGCAAUGCAGUGGAUUGUCUUUCAGAUGAGGACAAGAAACUACCCCAGGUCGAGCAUGUGCUGCCACUGCUAAAGAGGGGGAUAGGGAUCCAUCAUGGAGGCCUACUGCCCAUCCUGAAAGAGACCAUAGAGAUCCUUUUCUCCGAAGGCCUCCUCAAGGCCCUGUUUGCCACAGAGACAUUCGCCAUGGGCAUCAACAUGCCAGCUCGCACCGUGCUCUUCACCAGUGCACGCAAGUUUGAUGGCAAGAAUCACCGCUUUAUUACAUCAGGUGAGUAUAUCCAGAUGUCUGGGCGUGCUGGGAGGAGAGGAAUGGAUGACAGAGGGAUUGUUAUUUUCAUGGUGGACGAGAAGAUGAGCCCAGCUGUGGGCAAACAGCUCCUCAAGGGUUCUGCAGAUCCUUUGAACAGUGCCUUCCACCUAACCUAUAACAUGGUUCUCAACCUGCUGCGUGUGGAGGAGAUCAACCCAGAGUACAUGCUGGAGAAGUCUUUCUACCAGUUCCAGCACUACAGAGCUUUGCCUGGUGUAGUGGAGAAAAUUAAGAAGUUGGAGGAGCAGUACCACACCAUUGAGAUUCCCAACGAAGAGAAUGUGGUCACUUACUUUAAAAUCAGGCAGCAACUCGCCAAACUGGGCAAAGAUAUCCAAGAGUUCAUCCACAAACCCAAAUACUGCUUGCCCUUCUUGCAGCCUGGGCGACUUGUCAAGGUAAAAAAUGAAGAUGUUGACUUUGGCUGGGGAGUGGUUGUAAACUUUUGCAAGAAGACCAAUUCUAAGACGAGUACAGACUCAGAGCCGCUGUAUGUAGUGGAGGUUUUGGUCCACUGCAGUAAGGACAGUGUGAAAAAUGCUGCAACUGAAGCUGCUAAACCUGCUGCUCCAGGGGAGACUGGAGAGAUGCAGGUGGUUCCAGUGAUGCUCCAUCUCCUCACUUCCAUCAGCUCAGUUCGUCUUUACAUCCCCAAGGACCUGAGGCCCUAUGACAACAGACAGCUCAUGCUCAAGUCCAUACAGGAGGUGCAGAAACGUUUCCCAGAUGGCGUUCCUCUGCUCGACCCCAUAGAUGACAUGGGUAUCAAAGAUCCCGCACUAAAGAAAGUUAUUCAGAAGAUCGAGGCCUUUGAGCACCGCAUGUACACCCACCCUCUGCACAGUGACCCCAGCUUGGAAUCUGUCUAUUCUCUCUGUGAGAAGAAAGCUCUGAUCGCAGCAGAUGUUCGAACAGCCAAACGAGAGCUGAAGAAAGCUCGGACCAUCCUGCAGAUGGACCAGCUGAAGUGCAGAAAGAGAGUUCUUCGAAGACUCGGUUUUGCCAGUCCCUCUGAUGUCAUCGAGAUGAAAGGGCGGGUCGCCUGCGAAAUUAGCAGUGGUGAUGAGCUCCUGCUGACUGAGAUGAUGUUCAAUGGUCUCUUCAAUGAUCUGACAGUUGAGCAAGCCACCGCCCUGCUGUCCUGCUUUGUCUUCCAGGAAAACGCCAGCGAGAUGCCAAAACUAACCGAGCAGCUCGCCGCACCAUUGAGACAAAUGCAGGAGUGUGCGAAGCGCAUCGCCAAAGUGUCUGCGGAUGCCAAGCUGGAGGUGGACGAGGAGACCUACCUGAACCAGUUCAAACCCCACCUGAUGGAUGUGGUCUACGCCUGGGCCAACGGGGCCACGUUUGCUCAAAUCUGCAAGAUGACCGACGUUUUUGAAGGGAGCAUCAUCCGCUGCAUGCGCCGUCUGGAGGAGGUGCUGAGACAAAUGUGCUCUGCUGCUAAAGCCAUCGGCAACACGGAGCUGGAGAAUAAGUUUGCCGAAGGAAUAACUAAGAUCAAGAGAGACAUCGUCUUUGCUGCCAGUCUCUACUUAUAGUGACCUUUAGUAAACCCUGUUUGGUUUUUUUUCUUUUUUGGUUCUUGGUUGAGUUUUAGGGUCUUUUUUUUUUUUUUUUUUUAAUGUGUAAAACCUCAGUAAACCCUAAUGAACAAACUAGGUCUGGUGAUUUUCCACUGGCUCCAGCAAAACCCUCUUUGGGAAUGCUAAAAAUUCCUCGAUGCAGGAAAGCCGGUUACUUGCAGCGACUUCCCUAAACGUUUGCAUCCUGUUGAGGCUUGUUUCACACUGUUGUGCUCACUGUGUGCCUCAUAUAUGGUCUGUGUUCAGAGUUCAUUGAUUAUCCAUGUUUUGUUUUGCUUACAUGGUACAAAAAAGUGUAUAAUUAGGCUGAUAAUGUUUUUGUGCUAUAAUCUGAGGAAAGCUCAUGACAUAAUACAGCACACACAUUACACCUGUCCAGAUGUUCAUAAAUGACUUUAUUUUUCAUCAUUUUUACAUGUGUGUACAUAUUUGACAGUUUUCAAUAAACAUCUGUAUUUGCUUACUUACAGAU